AAUGCUAAUCCAAGACUUUCACUGUAGUGUGUAGUGUAGGUAGACUGUAGUUGCAGUUGGGAGAUGGAUUUUUGGGAUUAGUUGUGCCAGUGUGAUGUUGUCGAGCUUCAGCGAGGGUAAAACUUGGGCACUAGUGUGUUGGGAAGCUGCUCUGCCGCUUGCUUCUGUCCAGCAGCUGGACAGUGCCUGGAUUACUGCGCAUUUUCUCAUGGCUUAGUACAGGAUGUGGCGUCGUCAAAACGACAAGGACUCUAUAAGCGGCUUCCGUGCGCGAUCGUACCUACGUCAGCUGGAGCUCGAGGCUUACUCAUCUGUUGUCUCAGCCUUCCUGCUUCAGGGUGAUCUGACUGAGUCUCGUAAGCUAGCUCUCCAGACUGUGUGCAACCAAUUGCACAUUUCUGAAGACCGGCAUAAGGCUGAGAUUCGACGAGCUCUGUGCGAUGUGGACCUCAAGAAAGCCGCUGAGAUCCUUCGUGGAAGUGAUCCCUGUUUCUUGUGGAGCUUGGAGUGCAAGCAUGAAGUUCCGAACCGACCUACGGUUGUUCCACAAAAUGCUGUUAUUACUGCCACAAGGCACAUUGUAGCAGCCGCUGUGGCCAACCAAGAGAUCACUGCACAGGAUGUAGCACGGCAUAGCAUGCCAAAGCUGAAGCCACCUGGCCAUCGAACACUGUUCAUUGCACCAUCUCGUGAACCUCUUACAGUUGAUGACCUCAUGAUGGGUACGGAGCCGGAGAAACCGGUCGCUCGUAAGCUCAGCACAAGAGAGGUCAUGGCAAAGGCUAUCAAGGCACUGUACGAUGCUAGCAACCCACCACAGUCUGACGCAGCAUCCACUGCAAGCGACACCACAACGGCGGAUCACCACUCUAUGAAUAAUGCCAGUAGCAAUGUGAACAUCAGAGUCACUAGCUCUCAAGUGCCACUGUCAUCCAGUUCCACAAGCCCCUCACCUGCUGACUCUCACCAGCCAAGUAUUGCUAUCACAGCGGUAGCAGCAGAGCGACUUUGUCAUCUUGCUUCGCGUUUGAUUGAGCAGGAAACUCGGCCGGUUUCAAUUCGCAAUGAGUUACCAAUUUCCACUCGCGGUGAGGCAAGCAGCGCAGCCACUACUGUCAACUCUCGACUACUACCACCCCAUUCAUCUGUUAGCACCGCCUCAAGCACUUCCAUGGACAUCAUGCUGGAUAAGAAACUUGCCCGUAAGAAGGUUGGCCGGCGCUCUACCAAGAAUGGUGAUGAGAGGGCGCCUAAGCUAGGUGUGACCGUGGGGGAGGCUCCUUUGAAGGGUACUCCUGGCAGGAAGCCUAAGGCAGUAAACCCUGAUGGUCGUCCCAAGCAGCGUCGGCGGCCAAAGCAGGUCCAGGAUGGACUGGUGGACGUCAAGCAGCCGAUGGUGUCGUCUUUGCCACCAUUGCCACCGGAGGCAAGUAUGCUGUCACUGGCGCCGCCAUCAGCACUACCUAUUGGUGUUGUUGGUAUUCCUGAGAACACAAGCACUCUAGACCUACUUGCUGGAAUGGCUCUGGAAAGAAAUCUUGUUGGGAAUAGUGACGGACAGACCUCCAUUUCUAAGAUGACAACAUCUGUACAAGCACCACUUGGCUUGCCUCCAAUUGCGGAUGUGCCGCCAAAGCUGAAUACUCAUGGUACUGUGCAAAGUAGUUCUUCCACACUUUCUCUGCCGCUCCCUCCUGCUGGGUGCAGCACCUCGACACAGGUGCUCUCGCCUUCGCUGGCAGCAGCACUGCCAUCGUCGGCUUGGCUAACGAAUGCUGUGUCGGCGGUGGUUCCCCACGCCACCCUCCUGCCAGGCACAUCCAUAGCCGUUAGUCAGGCAUCCAUUGGUGGUGCUGUUACCAAUGUUGUUUCGUCUACACUACAGACCUGUUCAACCUCAACAACAGUUCAGCCUAGAGUACACAAUUCUGGCUCCCCAUCGUCCCCAGUUAAUGCCAAUGCUGCAUUGCACUCUUUAGCCGCUGCUGCCAUUGCGAAUAGGGCAUCCCCAGGUGCAUCUGCAGCAAGUCUGCAAUCUGGCUUGCCACUACUUCCGUUAGCAGCUCAGCAACUGUACAGCUCCAUGCCAGCUACUGAUACCUUACCACAUCGCUCCUCAUUCAGCUCAGUAACGUAUCAGUCGGAGUCUCUUACACAGCUCGGAAUUGUGCCACAGCAGUUUGCUGGUGUGCUGCGUAGCAACAGCACUGGAAGUAGUAGCAGUACUAAUGCUGCUGCUUCUGCUCCGACCCCUGCCAGCAGUGUGAUCAACAACAUCGAUAGUGUGAGUGACUCGCCUGUUGUCACUGUGCAGACAAGCUGCAUGCAAGCUAGCACCACCUCGACACUGAGUAGCAACACUGGCAAAGGCAUUGAUGGCGCACCGCCCAGCGCAGCUAUGCAGCAGGCACAGCAGCAGGGGCAAGAGGGUGUUAUCGCCUGUUCACCGCCAUCGAUUAGCGGCGCUGCUGUUGUAGGUGCACAGACUGCUGCCACCAGUGUCUUGCAAACCAGUGCCGAUCUGUUGCAAAGUAGCUCCUCGGGUGACAUGCGUAGUGCUGCUGCUGCUGGCCAAUUGUCAAGUAGUGGCAAUGUCACCUCUGGAAGUCCUUUGGAAAGGUUGCCAGUGGUUUCAGCGGGAACGGCGGGGUCAUCUUUGCUUCCCACUGCUCAAGUGGAUCUACAGAACAGUAGUUAUUCUAGUGGAGGAACGUAUCCAAGUAAUGGUGAUGAGAGUGCAGGUGGCUUCAAGCAGGUUUCCCACUUGGCAGCUGACAUGUCUGGGAAUAACGAUGAAGUUGCAGCUAUUCUACAAAAGGCUGGUAGUAAUUUUGAUGAAUCAUCUCCGGUGGCAGCAGGAAGUGAGAAUCCCCUGGAUGAUGUCACUUUACCCGAUGACCAGCAGCUGGAUGAACUCAUUCGAAUGUGUCAGGAAUCUGAUCCUAGUGCAGAGAAAAUGGGAGGCGUUUCGCCCGACCUCGCUCGUGCUUUCAGUACCGUGGCGUCACCAACUCCAUCAACUGUGGCCGCUGCCGCCGCAUCUUUGGAACAAAUGGUGGCAGCAACGGCGAUGAUGAGGAGUGAUGGUGUUAGUGGCGCCGGCAAUGGUCGGGACAGCAGCAGCAGUAUAGACUGUGCAACAUCUGUCUUGUCCAGUGCAAUUCCCUCUGUACCGGAGAGUAUUGAUGAUCUUGAAGAAGCCGAUGGUGAGAUGACUCUCAUAACCAGUUCAGUUACAGCAAACAGUGGCACCUCUGCAGGUGCGCUGGACGACUCCACACGCCUAAGCAGCACAAACGAUGAUGUGGCGGUCCUCAUCGGGGAACCUCCUUGCGAUGAUGGUGAUCAACUAUUGACGGAAAUUGUGCCAACCGCCAAUGGCUUGUCACCUGAUCACCCUGCAAUUGAGGACUCCCUCAACCACAGUGUAGUUCUGGCUCACAAUCAUGGCGCCACUAUUUCUGUGUUGUCGCAGCCGUCGCCACUUCCCGCUCCUCCAGUGAACUUGGCUGAUUGCACCGAAGCUACCAACACUUUGAUUCAGCAGCCUACCGAGACAUUGAUUCAGCAACAGCAGCCUACCGAGACUUUGAUCCAGCAACAACAGCCAACAGAUACUUUGGUUCAGCAGCAAGAGCUGGAGGAAAAAAGCGCAUCAUCUGUGCUUGUUCAUGGGUCUGCUGCGCUUGUAGAGCCACCCUCUAAUGCUCCACAGCAUCAAAGACAGAAGAGUGAAUCUCCAACCAAGCGCCCAUCCACUGAGCGGCGGAAACGCAGGUCGACAUCAUCCGAUGACGACUCCUGGGUGAAGGCUGCGCUGGGGCUUAUGCAACGCAUGAACAAGUUUCGCGGUCACAACCGGUCUAAAAACCAAUUCAAUGCAUCGGCGUGGUUUUUGCAGCCAGUAAACCCUAAGACGGCGCCGGGCUACCUCGACAUUGUCAAGAAACCUAUGGACUUCGGAACCAUCAAACGAAAAUUGGAGCAAGAUGCCUAUUCUACUCACAUGGAGUGGCUGAAUGACAUACGUUUGGUGAGAUCCAACUGUCACCUCUACAAUUCACCUGAGCAUCCAGCUGUGAAGGAUUGUGAAGAGGUGUUUGCUUUCUUUGAAAGCGAGUAUGAGAAGCUCAAGGACCAAUGGGAAACUAUCGCAAGCGGACAGCCUGCAAAACGAGUCCGUCCUGGCCACCAGCUGAACACGUAGCGUAAACUCACGGUACGAUGCCCGCAUGUUUGGCCGCCGUACCGUAUUGCAUCAUCUCUCUUGUCCAUGCAAGAAGGCAACAAAGGAAAGUCUUUCUCUCUAUUUUGCAUGCUCCCAUACUUUGCUGCAUGUCUGAUACAAAACAAUGUCCUCUAUCCGUCGAGGCUUGUCACAUGUUUAGGCAAUUCAUAUCAAUACACAUUAUGCUGCCUGAUCUUUUUUCGCAAAUAGAUAUUGCUGUAUCCACUUAGCGCUUGCCCAUAUUCAAUCCUCUGCCUCAAACUGUGUUUGUGCCGUAUGAUGCGACUCUUGUACGAUACAUGGGCAUAACAGCCCGAUCAUGCCUUGUCCGCCCUUGCCUUGUCCGCCCUUGAUUUUGAGAACUUCCAAAAUCUGGCACCGCCUUGCCAAUCACUCUGGUUUUGAAAAAAAUUAUAUCCUUGUUGACAUGUGAAGAAAUCUCAAUGUUGUUCUUUAUGCUAGUAGCUGAUUCAUCAGCGGUGCGCGUCCUCUUCCGUUCCUACCGUUGUCUCUUACACCCUGUUUGUGUUGGUGGGUAAAAGUGGGGUCUAUUGCCCUCGUGUAGCCACUUUGUUCCCAUUUGUUUGCCAGUACGUUCUUAGAUCAGUAGCAGCAGUAUUAGUACCUUUAUCUUCCUUUACUCUUCCUCUGUCGUGCUCACUUCUCUCUCUCUCUCUCUCUCUCUCUCUCUCUCUCUCUCUCUCUCUCUCUCUCUCUCUCUCUCUCUCUCUCUCUCUCUCUCUCUCUCUCUCUCUCUCUCUCUCUCUCUCUCUCACACACACACACACACACACACACUCACACACUCACGCGCUCGCUCACUUCUCUCUUUCUCUCUCAGUGUUGUUUUUGCUUCCCUGAUUCUCUCUCAUGUGUUACCUCUCACACCAACCAUGGAUCAUAUGACAUGCUUUGUACUAUAUCUAGUCUUAUUCCUAUUUCAAUCGUUAACGUCUAGCUCCAGAGCUCGUUCUUCUAUUUGUGAUGACAAAGCUACUUCGCAAGAUC
This is a messenger RNA of Sycon ciliatum, 5236 nucleotides long. RefSeq names its product mucin-2-like. The record is from RefSeq and is a predicted model, not a curated record. Gene Ontology annotation, biological process: regulation of DNA-templated transcription. The transcript is spliced from 12 exons. Bases 224 to 4207 code for a protein of 1327 amino acids. Lineage: Eukaryota; Metazoa; Porifera; Calcarea; Leucosolenida; Sycettidae. Gene Ontology annotation, cellular component: nucleoplasm. Gene Ontology annotation, molecular function: protein binding.